CGGCGUCCCCGAGCCCGGCUGCUCCCAGCGGGCUCCAAAGGCUCGCUGUGGGGCCGUGCCAGGCCCGUCCUCUCAGCCGCAGGGGUCGCCCGCUGUUGUUUGUGAGCGGGAGCUGCCUUAGCAGGGACCCCUGGGGUUUGGGGUGCCCUGGAAGCUCCUUUCAGGGGCUCAGCGUGGGCGGUUCUGGAGGCACCGCACCUGCCCCUGAGUAGCGCUAUGGCCUCAGCGGUUCGGUCAGACAACGAGCCCCUGCUUCAGGUCUUCUGCGUUGUUUUUCGCAAAUAUUUCGUUUGUAAGUGAAUGUGCAGCCUAAGCUGGAUCCAAGCCCUCAGAUUUGGAGCAAGGCACUGAGAACCACCAGCAAAUUGAGAAGCACGAGGCUGCAAGAUGUCGGGGCGGAGCGGGAAGAAGAAAAUGUCCAAACUGUCCCGCUCGAGCAGGGCCGGGGUGAUCUUCCCCGUGGGGAGGAUGAUGCGCUACCUGAAGAAAGGCACCUACAAGUACCGCAUCGGGGUGGGGGCACCCGUCUACAUGGCAGCUGUCAUAGAGUACCUGGCAGCUGAAAUCCUGGAGUUGGCAGGAAACGCGGCGCGGGACAACAAGAAAGGCAGGAUUGCCCCCAGACACAUCCUCCUGGCAGUUGCAAAUGAUGAGGAGCUGAACCAGUUGCUCAAAGGUGUGACUAUUGCAAGUGGAGGUGUCCUGCCCAGAAUUCAGCCUGAGCUUCUAGCCAAGAAAAGGGGUGCCAAAGGCAAAUCUGAGACCAUCCUUUCCCCUGCUCCUGAGAAGAAGGGGAGGAAAUCCAUGGUGAACAAAAAGAGUGGGAAGAAGGCAAAGUCUACCAAGGCCCGGACGUCCAAAAAGAACAAACAAAAGGACAAUGAAAAAGAAGGAGCUUCAAAUUCAACAACUGAAGAUGGACCUGGGGAUGGUUUCACUAUCUUGUCCUCCAAGAGCCUUGUGCCAGGCCAGAAGCUUUCUCUGACACAGAGUGACAUCAGCCAUAUUGGCUCCAUGAAAGUAGAAGGCAUUGUUCACCCUACAACUGCUGAAAUAGACCUCAAGGAGGAAAUAGGCAAAGCACUGGAAAAGGCUGGAGGCAAAGAGUUCCUGGAAACAGUGAAAGAGCUUCGCAAAUCUCAAGGACCUUUGGAAGUUGCUGAAGCUGCACUCACUCAGUCUAGCGGCCUAGCAGCAAAGUUUGUCAUCCACUGUCACAUCCCACAGUGGGGCUCGGACAAGUGUGAAGAGCAGCUCGAGGAGACUGUCAAGAACUGCUUAACAGCUGCAGAAGACAAGAAGUUGAAGUCUGUGGCUUUCCCCCCGUUUCCCAGCGGCAGAAACUGCUUCCCAAAGCAGACGGCAGCCCAGGUGACCCUCAGAGCCAUUUCCACCCAUUUUGAUGGCACCAGCUCUUCCUCCUUGAAGAACAUUUACUUUCUGCUCUUCGACAGUGAAAGCAUUGGCAUCUAUGUGCAAGAAAUGGCCAAGCUAGACACGAAGUAGCAACGGCAGCCAAAUGAAACUUUAUUUUUCAACAAACUUGAGUAGCAUUAAAAGCAUUAGAGGUGGGUUUUAUUUUUUCAAUGUGAUGAUGAGGGGGAGUGGUAGUAGUGUGACGUGUUGUGACUUGAUGGAGAGCUGUGAUUAGAGAUGAGAGGAGUUUAGUCUGAUUUCUUCAUGCCAUUUUUAUCACCUUAAGCAAUUGAGUUAUCAUCUGGCUUCAGGAGUUUAGUGUCCUUUGUUACUUUAGUUUAGAGGUUUUUAAAGAGUAACCUCAUUUUAGAUUUGUAGUGAUGAUUUCUUCACACACACACACACACACACACAUGCCACUUUCAAGAAAGCUCUUAAAAAUGUUCUGCUCCUUUUUCCCCUCCCUUUAGGGUAGAUGGUAAACUUCUGCCUUCAGCCCACAGAGAGGUGAAAAGGGUUUUAGAAGUGAUGCAUGAGGAGCUUCUGUUUUGCUUUUAACUCACAAUAACCUCUGUAAUUACUGAGAAUAUUUCAUGGUGAUUUUGUUUGUUUUAUAAGAAAAAAAGAAAAAGA
Messenger RNA from Haemorhous mexicanus (house finch), 2049 nucleotides. RefSeq names its product core histone macro-H2A.2. The transcript has 9 exons. Gene Ontology annotation, molecular function: protein heterodimerization activity; DNA binding; structural constituent of chromatin. The record is from RefSeq and is a predicted model, not a curated record. Gene Ontology annotation, cellular component: nucleosome. Lineage: Eukaryota; Metazoa; Chordata; Aves; Passeriformes; Fringillidae. The coding region runs from base 388 to 1506 and encodes 372 amino acids. Gene Ontology annotation, biological process: nucleosome assembly.